Penicillium manginii is the source of this 783-nucleotide messenger RNA. RefSeq names its product Glucose/ribitol dehydrogenase. NCBI's taxonomy places the organism in Eukaryota, Fungi, Ascomycota, Eurotiomycetes, Eurotiales, Aspergillaceae. Gene Ontology annotation, molecular function: oxidoreductase activity. Bases 1 to 783 code for a protein of 260 amino acids. The transcript is spliced from 2 exons. The record is from RefSeq and is a predicted model, not a curated record.
AUGACCGGACAAGCAGCAAAAUACUCGUCCUCAUUGUGGGGGGGGACUUCGGGCAUCGGUUACGCCGUUGCAGAGGCGGCAUUGGAGCACAACGCCAUCGUGAUUGUGGCUGGAUCCAACUCAGUUAAGCUGGAGAAUGCCGUCACCAGACUCAAAUCAUCAUAUCCGUCGCAAAGCUCUGGAUCGCGACUGAGUGGGAUUACUAUUGAUCUUGCCGACAUCGAGAACCUGGAGACGAAUGUGCAAUCCGUCUUGCAAUUUGCGGCCAAUGGGGCGAAAAUAAACCACGUCGUUAUCACGGCCGCAGAUAUGAUGCCACCGCCGCCGUCGCUGGCCGAAAUCACUGUUCACAGUCUCGAGCGAACAAGCCGCAUUCGUUAUACCGCACCUCUAAUCUUCGCCAAACAUCUGCCUAAGUUCAUGGACCAAGUUUCUGAAAAUUCCGUUACCCUCACGAGUGGCGCCCACGGUCACAAGCCUGACCCUGGCUGGUCCGCCAUGAUCGGAUACCUUGGAGCGGUGGAAACGAUGAUGAAGGGGUUGGCCGUCGAUCUGAAGCCUCUCCGUGUGAAUGUCGUGUCUCCCGGAGCGGUGAUUACAGAGGUAGUGCGGGAAAUGCUAGACGAGCACUACGAUAUGGCUAUUGAAAUGGCGAAAGAAAAGUCUUUAGUAGGCAGUGCCGGGACGCCAGAGAGUGUAGCACAGGCCUAUCUGUAUCUUAUGAAGGACCAGUUUGUCACCGGGACGGUGUUGGAGACCAACGGCGGGCUGCUGUUGGUCUAA